This is a messenger RNA of Neolamprologus brichardi, 6013 nucleotides long. RefSeq names its product zinc finger protein 148 (gene znf148). Gene Ontology annotation, molecular function: RNA polymerase II cis-regulatory region sequence-specific DNA binding; DNA-binding transcription factor activity, RNA polymerase II-specific. The record is from RefSeq and is a predicted model, not a curated record. Gene Ontology annotation, biological process: regulation of transcription by RNA polymerase II. NCBI's taxonomy places the organism in Eukaryota, Metazoa, Chordata, Actinopteri, Cichliformes, Cichlidae.
UUUCCAUGUCCUGAUGAUGGUGUAUUUGAUUAUUCCGCACACCAUCACUGCACUGUAGUCUUGGAUAAGAAUCAUGACAGCUAAACGGGCUUAAUACGCGUAGACUCAAGAGCUACUCUAUGUAAGAUGAACACUGAGGACAAACUGGAAGGCAUGCUGCUGAAGUGCAGCAGCGGAGGAAUAGACGGAGGAGGGAGAGUUGGCCUGGGCAGCGGAGGAGGACUGGUGGUGAUGACACUCGGGGAACGAUCGCUGGCAAACCACCCUCUGCUGGCCGAGGAUGACGACGACGAAGACGACGACGAGGACUUGACUCGAAGCUCGCUGGUCACUCACGACCUGGUCCCUCCAGAGCAGCUGAUGAUGCAGGAGGAGAUGACGAAGAAUAGCGGUGGAGGAGAAGAGGAGGGAGGAGCCGAGGUGGGAGAGCAUUUCCCCCUAAAACUCACGAAUAAGUUUCCCUGCUUGCUUCAUAUGCCAUUGAGCAUCAAGCAGGAGCUGAAGUUGUCUGAGCCAGCGGUCUAUAUAAAGAAAGACAAAAAGGCAAUCAAGGAUCUGACGAUGUGUCCCAAGAAGAAAAAAAGGAAGCAGCGAUCACCAGCAAAGAUUCUCAGCAUCAAUGACGAUGGCUCAUUGGGCAUACCAAACCCCAAGUGUCACGUCUGUACUCACUGUAAUGCUGCGUUCAGAACUAACUACCAUCUACAGAGGCAUGUCUUCAUUCACACUGGUGAGAAGCCGUUUCAGUGCAGCCAGUGUGACAUGCGCUUUAUUCAGAAGUAUCUUCUCCAGAGACAUGAGAAGAUCCACACCGGUGAGAAGCCUUUUCGCUGUGAUGAGUGUGGGAUGAGGUUCAUCCAGAAGUACCACAUGGAGAGGCACAAAAGGACUCACAGUGGAGAGAAGCCCUACCAAUGUGACUAUUGUCACCAGUACUUUUCCAGAACAGACCGGGUUUUAAAGCACAGAAGAAUGUGUCACGAGAACAGAGAGCGAAAGGCGAACAAGACUGCCGGUAAAGUCGGACCUUUACGUGAAGCAGACUCUUUAGGGCCCCCCUUUGUUGCCAAAGAGUGCUCACUGCCCAAGAAAAAGCGCCAAAAGUGUACAGAUAAGAGUUCAGGAGCUUCCACUACUGCCCAGACAGAAGGGCACACUUUUACUGUGGUAGAAACAGAAGAGAAAGAGGAGCAAAAGGGAAGUCUUUCUCUAUAUGCUGUGUCCUCCAAAGUCAAACAUGAGUACGUGAUUGCUGACUACUCUGUGGACCUUCCUGAAGAAACGGCUAACCAACACCAAGAUGGCGACGUCUCUUCGGAAGAAACAACGUCUCCUAAGCUACUCCUGAAGAAAGUCCCCAAGCGGAGUCUUAAGCAGUCGACUGAACAAACUCCUCCUUGCUUGUCCACUUUACCCUCCUUUGAGGAAAAUACUAAGGUGGCACAGUACACCUUUGAGAUCGUGGACAAGCAAGGCCUCUUAGACGUAGAAGGCAACAGUGAACUCGAGUCAGUUGAAACUCUUCAAGGAGGACAAACAAAACCAGCAGCCAGCAGCACAAACUAUGACGACGCGAUGCAGUUUCUCAAGAAGAAACGUUACCUUCAAGCUGCAAUGGCUAACAACAGCCGGGAUUAUGGCCUGAACACGAGCAGCAUCUCCUCUCAGCCACCUGUUACACAAACUGUGGUGUCAACAGUCAUCGACGAAACUGUUCCCGCCACCAUCCUGGAGCCCCAACCCAUGAACACAGAGAUUAAGACUCCUCAUGACAAGAAUGUUUUGCCUGAUGAGGUUCUUCAGACACUGUUGGACCACUACUCCAACAAAGCCAAUGGGCAAUCAGACAUUUCUUUCAGUGUGGCUGACACAGAGGUUACCUCAAGUAUAUCUAUCAAUUCCUCCGAUGUUUCUGACAGCAGUCCGGUCGAGACCCUCGGAACAUCUAGCGCUCAGGCUCAGCCACCUGCUGAGAAAGUGAGUCUCUUGCAAGAAUACUCCAAAUUUCUCCAGCAAGCACUGGAGAGGACCAGUCAGAAUGACAGCUACCUGACCAGCCAGAGCCUCAGCUUGGUCUCUGAAAACCCCACAUUAGCUGGACAGCCUCUGUUCUCCACAGAGAAACAGUUUCCUUCCCCCAGCAGGUUCAAAUCAGGGAUGAGCUCUCCACUAAGGUCCACCUUAGAGAAACCUCACUAUGGGUUGCUGGUCGGGGACUCCCAGCACUCGUUUUCCUUUUCAGGCGACGAGACCACCCCUCCCUCUGCGGUGUCCCCAGCUGAGGAGGACUUUCUGGAGCAGGUCUCGCCCUCAAAAAAGACUGACUCUUCACAAGGGAUCCUACAGACUUUUCAAAUAAGCUCCUUUGAACAGAACUUCAAAUCUCAUUUCCAGACGUCAAGAUCUGCAGCCUCCUCGCAGUUUACGGUUGCCAAUGGACAAGUGAGUGUUCGAGGACACAGCACAGAAUUCUCAGAGUUCCCUUUAGUCCGAGUCACUGAGACCAGGUCUCAACUGAACUCAUCCCCUGACGUUUCGACCAGUGAAUCGUUUGGCUGAAGAAAUGGAGGCGGGAGCGUUCAUUUCUGUUCAUCUUUUCUGUGGCACUUUAUCUCGUCUUUCCUGUGUUUUUGCCAAAUCAAAUCCCACUGCAAACGAGGGGUCUUUCUUUUUUUUUUCCUUUGUGUAAAGCAGUUAUAAUUCUGUGUUUUUACGUUCUAAACUUCUUAAACAGGAAUACUGAAAAAUGAUAAUCAUACUAUAAUUAGCAUUUCCCCCUUUUGGAAAAAAAGUCAAACUUCCUCCAGAAUGUACAUUAUGGGAUUAAGCGACCAAAGUAUAAUGCAGGAGAUUAAUAUUCUCUAAUUCCAUUGCCAUUAUUUUUAAUGUUUGUGUCAAUCAUUUUGCCUUGCACACUUAACGAUCAAGUCACACUUGCUGCUUAAUUCAAUAUUUAGAUUUAUUAAAAUGUAGUUUGCAUCUAUGUACACUCCCCCCCCCCGAGUUUUUCGACUGCACUGGGGGUUGGGUGGUCCAGAGCUGCACAAACCUACUGUUAUUGAUACUUUUUCCUUAUGAAUGCGUUAAUUUUUUUCUGCAUUUGAAGAUCAAAAUCUGGGAUUCAACUGAGCUUAAAUUAAUUGGGGCCACAUAGGUUUGUCCAAUAAUCAUGCCCCCUUCCCCCAUGGCGGUCGUAGAUUUUUUUUUUAUUUUUUUAUUUUUUUGCUUUAGCUACUUCCCCUUGCUCUUUGUUUUGUUUUUUCAAAAAAUAUCACUUAGAGCUUUUUUCUUUAUUCCAGCGGUCAAACUGUCUGCUGACACGCACGGUGACACAAAGUUGCGUUACCUGUUAAGGGUAUUUCUGCAGGGUGUGUGUAAUGAACGGUACAGGAUAGAUUUGACUGAUUGUUUGUGCUACCUGGGAUCGAGUUCACUAUCCAUUUUGCAGAUUUGAAUAAUAGGUAUAUGAAAUUAAAUUUAACAUCAUGUGAAUUAAUGUAUUCCCUUUUGGAAUGGUUGGAUUUCUGGUCACUGAUUUUACAAACAUGACUAGUGCAGGAUAAACUGACUGCAUUAUUUGGGAAAUGUUUUGGGGUUUUGUUUUGUUUUUUUCCUCCAUGCCCCCCUCUGCCCCAAACAAAAAAGUUUUGGCCAUCAAAUAGCUGCACACAUUUAAUGGUUGCAGGAUCAUUCUUAGCUUCUGUUGUUAAAAUGCAUAAAGAUUCAGGGUUGUGCUUUGUGUUCACACAGUUCGGACGUUUUUCACGUGUACAUUUAUAUUAGAUUAUUACACUAUGUAUAAGUCACUUUUUGUUAAGAGAUUAGUGAGACUAACCACUUAAUUAGUUUAAGUAGAAAUUCAAACUAAUUCACUUUUUCUUUGAUCACUUAAAAAGACGUAGCUCUUAUAAGGGAAACAAACUUAAAGUUCACGAUCCCUUGUAUUCAAGAGAAUUUGAUUAAAAUGAGCAGUUUAUUAUUUUGUGCCUUCUUUUAAAAGAAAUAUUACAAUUUCCUUUAGUCAUUCCUGCACAAUGCAUUUAUUUCUGCUUGGUCUACGCUCUAAGGCUACUAGUUCCACUUGCACAAUACAGACAAGCACAUAAGCUAUCAACAUGUUCACACCUUCAUACGUUAAGAACUGGGAGCUUUAUUUAGUUUUGCCUUUUAAUAUUGUGUUAUUUUUAAAAUUUUAGCAGCGACAUAUCACCAAACUUAAUAAUCAACAUAUUAUCUGUAGUUGGGAGGAGUUAACGUGUCAUGGACUCUUCUCCAGUAUAUGUGUAAGUACAGAUUUAAGUUGUAGAUGUCUAGAUUUGCUGAUAAUCACUGAUUUGCUGGAAUUUUCUGGUCAGACUCAUCUGUACGGGCCUUGUUGAAACCAUGCAGUUUUAAACGGGAGUGGCAAUGAGUUAAGUCUUUUCUGUACUUCAUUAUACUGUUGAUUGUCGUUCACGUCUUAGGUGCUAUUGUGUUAAACAAUGUUUUUAUCUUUUUGUUUUUCGUGCACCAUCCAGUUUAGGUUUGAAACCAAUGUUGAGCUCCCUCUUGUUACAGCUCCUCUGACAAUCAGGGACACACAGAACCACGUUAAUCAUCGAAUACUUUAUUCUUCCUCAAUGAUCAUUCCUUCUAGAAUGUAUAGAACAGGGGUGUCGAACUCCAGGCCUCGAGGGCCGGUGUCCUGCAGGUUUUAGAUAUCACCGUGGGUCAACACACCUUGAAUGAAGUGAUUAGUUCACUACCAGGCUUCUGGAGAACUUCAAGACAUGUUGAGGAGGUCAUUUAGCCAUUUAAAUCAGCUGUUUUGGAUCAAGGACACAUCUAAAACCUGCAGGAUACCGGCCCUCGAGGCCUGGAGUUCGACACCUCUGGUAUAGAAGAUAUCCUGCUGUAAAUACAUUGUAUAUUUUUAUGCUCUGAGAAGUACUGUUAGGUUUUAUUUUGGUCCAUAGAAAGACAAGGCGUGUGCAAGAAACACUUUUGUCAGUGAAUUUGGCAAGUUAAUUUGUUUUUAAGCAUUUAUGAGAUUCAAUAAUGAAACGGUCCAUCUUCCUGAGAAAAUGUGGCUUUUGCAGAAAUCUCACCACUGUAUCAAUAUUAUAUUUUCAGUUUAAUUGGUGAUUGAUCAAAGUGACUUUAGAUUUUUGUGAAUGUUCAUUAUGAUGGGUUUUACUGUAUAACUAUCAUCCGUAUGAUAUAUUGAAAUAAUUCCUUUUCAACAUAUUUAAAGUAAAAAAAAAAAAUGUUCUUAGUGGUGGAAACAACCCUCCAUUCAACAGCUAUUAGCGUCUUGAAUUUGUGUUAAAAUAUCACUUAAAGGUUAUAGUGUGGUUGAAAUACCUCACUAGCUGCCCUUUUUUUUUUUUUUUUUUUUUUUUAAGCGAUCUUUAAAAGCACAGUGCAGAUAGAAAUGAUGGUUUUGUAAAUUGUACCCCAUUUAGUUCUUUGAAUUUUGAAUUCAGUUAAAGUGGAAACCUAUUGGAGAUUAAUGAAGUAUGUGAGCAGUACGAUGAAUAUUUCCUUUUAAUUAACUAUUGUCAGUAACCUGACCAUAAGUGUCCUUGUAUAAGCUAGAGAAAUCUCAUUUGUGUGCGUGUGUGUGUGUGUGUGUGUGUGUGUGUAAAAAGAUCUGAAUUUUUUGAUAAAAAGCUAUUUUUGAAACAUGUCAUUUAAAGCACUGAUAUGUACAGUAUAUCAUAUGCAGUCUUUCUCGCUACCCUCAUUUAUCUCUGUAUAAGUCGUUUGUGUCAAGGUUUUUCAAGUACAGAUGGGAAUCUGAACUUUUUCUUGAUUUUAAAGAAUCUGACAAGGAAGCCUACUGCUUCAGUAAGGUUGGUCUUACGUUAGGUUUAUUCUGCAUGGUCUCUGACUUGUUGGGUUAAGUGAACUUGUUUUAUGGAUAAUGUGCAGCUUUAAUUGUAGCUGAUUAUUUUCAGUCAAGUAACCCAUAUGAUUAGACUUUUGCAAUAUACAAUGAUUUGUAAGCAAUCUGAUUAAAUUGUUUUUGAUU